AUGAAUACUAGUAAUAUACCGUUAGAAGGUCGUACUCGCUUACCUGGUAAGAUUCAGGACUGCAUCCAGGACUGUGGUCUGAUUGUUUCUCAUAUAUUGGCUUCUUCUCGAUCCAAUGAGGCUUUAGGAGGAGCCAUUAAGAAUUUUGCUUCCAUGGAUUCAACAGUUGAGCACUCAGCAAAGGUGCUUAUCAGUAAGCAGCAAGUAAAUGUCGUUUAUGUUGACUCAAGCAAUUGUAUGAAUUUAUCUUUGAACCGAUCGUGUAGUUUCUUAAGUAUUGCAUAA
Thelazia callipaeda (thelaziosis nematode) is the source of this 285-nucleotide messenger RNA. Lineage: Eukaryota; Metazoa; Nematoda; Chromadorea; Rhabditida; Thelaziidae. The record is from the annotation of a GenBank genome assembly.